AUGGCGAAUCUGCAUCAUGCUCUUCCAGAUUUUUACACUAAUCCAGGUAAUCCUUUCUUCCUGCAUCCAAGCGAGAAUCCGGGCUUGGUGCUGGUUACUCCUCCUCUUGAUGAGAGGAAUUAUCAUUCUUGGGCCAGAUCCAUGACUAUGGCUCUUUUAACUAAGAACAAAUUAGGUUUUGUUGAUGGUUCUAUUGCACGACCACUGGAAAAUGAUCCUACAUUUCCAACUUGGCUACGAUGCAACAUGAUUGUUUUGUCUUGGAUUCAUCGAUCAAUAAGCAGUUCCAUUGCUCAAUCCAUAUUAUGGAUAGAUCGAGCCAGUGAUGCUUGGUCUGAUCUUCAGGGAAGAUUUUCUCAUUCUGAUAUAUUUCGCAUUUCUGAUUUGCAAGAAGAAAUUUAUAAAAUGCAACAGGGUGAUUGUUUGGUUACUGAGUUCUACACUCAAAUGAAGAUAAUGUGGGAUGAACUUGACAACCUAAAACCUCUACCUACCUGUAGCUGUGAUGAUCCAUGUACAUGUGGAGGAUACAAUUUGAUGAGAACAUAUAGGGAUCCUGAUCAAGUGGUUCGGUUCCUCAAAGGUCUCAAUGAGCAAUAUGCUCAUGUGAGAUCCCAAGUGAUGCUGCUGGAUCCUUUUCCCAGCUUAAUCAGAGUUUUCUCUAUGAUCGUUCAACAAGAGAGGCAAAUGCUUUGUGAAGUCCUAGUUGAUUCAAACACAGAAACCAGAGUUUUCAACAAUUUUUCUGAUAAUCAUCAGAAACAGAAUUUUGGAAGAGGCAGGGGCCGUGGAUUCCCUUCCUUCUUCAAUAAGGGACGUGGUUCUGGUAAAGUCUGCACUUACUGUGGCAAGCCUAACCAUAUUGUUGAUAUUUGCUAUCAAAAGCAUGGAUAUCCUCAAGGUUUCAAACCAAAAGGUCCAUCGAAUGCUAAUUUUGUGGCUCGAAAUGAUACUGACAUUACUGAAGGUGGUGAUAAUUCAGAUUCCAUGGUGACUAUUUCUCAGGAUGAAUAUCAAAAUUUGAUCAAGGGUUUGCAAUUGAGAUCUUCAGUUGAAGAAACUCCAAUCAGUUCCACCAAUCUCAUUUAG
Gastrolobium bilobum is the source of this 1089-nucleotide messenger RNA. RefSeq lists its product as uncharacterized. NCBI's taxonomy places the organism in Eukaryota, Viridiplantae, Streptophyta, Magnoliopsida, Fabales, Fabaceae. The transcript has a single exon. The record is from RefSeq and is a predicted model, not a curated record. The coding region runs from base 1 to 1089 and encodes 362 amino acids.